GGCUCUCGCUCUGAGCUGAGCGAGGGAGGAGGAUGUUUGCCAGCCUGCUCUCAGCGCUCCUCUGCUGCUCUGCAGCCACCCUUCUGUGGCUGAAAUGGCGGCAGCGGCUGAAGCUCCGGAGGCAGAUCGAGGAGGCGAGGCGGAGGCGAGAGGGAGCCCUGGAAAGGAUGGGGAAGGCUGCCCAGCGGUGGCAGGGGCAGAAUCCAAGCCACCAACCAGAAUCCAUCUUGUCUUUGACUCUGCUUGAACUCUGUAGGAAACUCAGGGAAGGUUUGCUUUCACCUGAAAGUGUCCUGUAUACCUACAUGGACAAGGCCUUGAAAGUGAAUAAAGAUGUCAACUGUGUGACUGAUUAUCUUGAAGAUAGUGAAUCCCAGCUUCUGCAAAUGAAAAGUCAAGGAAAGAAGGGUUUGCUUUAUGGAGUUCCUAUCAGUAUAAAGGACUCAGUUGAUUGCAAGGGCUUCGUCUCCACACUGGGCCUGGUGAAACGUCUCAACCAUCCAGCAGUAGCAGAUGCUGUUGUUGUCCAGGUGCUGAAACAUCAAGGAGCAAUUCCAUUUGUAAAAACAAAUGUUCCUCAGUCUUUACUGAGCUAUGACUGUAGCAACUUGAUCUUUGGCCAAACGGUACAUCCUUUGGAUCACACCAAAACUCCAGGUGGUUCUUCAGGAGGAGAAAGUGCUCUUAUUAAAAGUGGUGGAUCCAUCCUGGGUAUUGGCACAGACAUAGGAGGCAGCAUCCGUAUUCCAGCUGGUUUCUGUGGGAUCUGUGGAUUGAAAACUACAGGCAAUAGAAUUAGCAAAAAAGGAAUGGUACCAAGCAUCCGUGGGCAGAAAUCAGUUGCUGCAAGCUUAGGACCUAUGGCAAAGGAUGUUGACAGCCUAGCUCUUUGUCUGAGAGCUCUCCUCUGUGAGGAAAUGUUCCGCCUGGAUCCCACAGUGCCACCGCUUCCCUUCAAUGAGCAGAUGUACUCUAGCUCUCAGCCUCUUCGAAUAGGAUAUUACAUCACUGAUUCUUUUAUUAUGCCAAGUCCUUCCAUGAAAAGAGCUGUACUGAAGACCAAGGAGCUCCUGGAAAAGGCUGGCCAUGUGCUGGUUCCCUUUAAGCCCAUCCGUAUGGAAUACGUGGUGUAUAACAUUUGUGUCAGAGGCUUCUUUAUUGAUGGUUGUGCCACAUAUCUAGAAAGCUUCAAAGGCGAGUUGGCGGAUCCCUCAAUAAAGGAUUUCCUGCUCAUGGCAAAAUUUCCUAAUUGGCUGCGACAUCUCCUAAGCUGGAUUGUCAGACCAAUAAGUUCUCGUACAUCAAACAUGUUUGGAAACAUGACAGAGAGGCCUGUAAAAGAACUUUGGAAACUUCAUUCUGAAAUUGAGGAAUACUGCCAGGAAUUCAUUGCUGAGUGGAAGAAACUGCAGCUGGAUGUGAUGCUUUGCCCUGCACUGACUCCUGCAUUUAAGAUUGGAUUUCCUGGGAAAUUUUCAAUGGGAGCCAUUUACACUCUGUUGUAUAACUACUUGGAUUUCCCUGCUGGAGUGGUCCCUGUCACAACAGUAACAAAGGAAGAUGAGGAGGAACUGAAGAGCCACAAAGGGCACUAUAAUGAUAUAUGGGACAAGAUCUUUGUGAAGGCAGUGAAAGGAGCUGUGGGACUCCCUGUGGCUGUCCAAUGCGUAGCUUUACCAUGGCAGGAUGAGCUGUGCCUUCGAUUCAUGAAGGAAGUGGAGAAGCUGACUUCGGAAAACGAAAGGAUGCACUGAGUGUGAAGUUGCUGGAAGCAGAAUGAUGGGGAACUGUCUCCUGCGACUGACAGACAAUGGGCUUUUUAGCUGGACCAAGUUUUGAUUAAAUCUCUGAAAUGCUUUUCUGCCUCAACCUUGACUGUUCAUGGGGCUGCUGUGAAUAUGCAGAGGUUCAGUUGUGGUUACAUGAUAACUGUGACUUCUUUCAUUAAGAAGGGGUCUGUAGUCAGUGCAGCAGCCAGUAUUGUAGAAGUAUCCACUUCCAUCAUCUGCCACGCAAUCCAUUCAGACAUUGGGCCAUCCAAUGCAGGAGACAUUGACUGGCAACAGUUCUUUAUGGAUUCAGGCAGAAUUCUUUCCUAGCUCUUCCUAGCCUAGAUGAUGAUGGAGAAUGAACAUUGGACAUUUUUUCACAUGGAGCAUAUUUUCUACCACUGAACCAUGGUUGCUUUUUAAAGUUGGAGGAUAAAGGACUGAAUGGGAAACAUUAGAAGCUUUGGUUCACCAUGGAAAUGACUGCAGGUAGACUAGAUUUGUACAUGGUGACAAUGGCCAGAUUCACACUCUCACAGAAAUGGAAAAAUUCAAGCAUACCUUCUCUACAUGACUAGCUGCUUAAAAUAUAUGAUUUAGCAGAAAUGGAUAAACUGACUUGCUUACUUAGACAUGGAUUGAUUACCAGUACAUGUUCAUUCAUUCAUAUAUUAAUCUUUCAAGAGUUUUGUGUAUGUGAUAACCUGUUAAUUUAAUAAUUUGAUAAUAUGUAUGAGAAUAUUGGUAAUGUAUUUGAUAAUUUAUAUCUUUGGUUUGGUCUUAAGUUAGAGCAGGCAUUAAGAAUUUAAUAGAUAACAGCAGGAAAUUUUGAUUAUUUAAAUACUCAGUUUGGUAUCGGUGUCAGAAUGAAUGCAAUAUUAUAUAAAUAAUAUCAAAACGA
This is a messenger RNA of Sceloporus undulatus (fence lizard), 2670 nucleotides long. Its product is annotated as fatty-acid amide hydrolase 1-like. NCBI's taxonomy places the organism in Eukaryota, Metazoa, Chordata, Lepidosauria, Squamata, Phrynosomatidae. The coding region runs from base 33 to 1754 and encodes 573 amino acids. The transcript is spliced from 15 exons. The record is from RefSeq and is a predicted model, not a curated record. Gene Ontology annotation, biological process: fatty acid catabolic process. Gene Ontology annotation, molecular function: fatty acid amide hydrolase activity; amidase activity.